AUGGCUCUAACGAACGGCCAUGUCAAUGGCACGAACGGCGUCAAUGGCCACGCACACCAACUAUACGGGCGUUUCUCCGACAUACCAGCCGUCAUCGAUAUCCCAGUACGUGGCGAGGAUGGCGAAGAAGCUGUCAAUCUCGACCUUGUGGACCUCAUCGAUGAAACAGACGAGCUAUGCGACCUUCUUGAGAACGAGAAUGCUGCGCGCAACUACUGGAUAACAAUCGCCCUCGCGUAUGCAAAACAGAAGAAAGUGGCCAUCGCAAUAGACAUCUUGCAGAAGGGUCUUGGCGCUCUAAGAGCAGGUCGAGGUGAAGACAGACUGAGCAUGCUCUCCUGCUUGUGCUGGCUAUACCUGUGGAUGUGUCGCCGUGCCGUCCGAAAACCCAUGCAAUCGGCCGAUGACGUGCCAAAUAAGGACUACUGGUUGAAGCUUGGAACGCAGACACUCAACGAUGCCUCGCGCAUCAACCCUUCGUACGCUCCACUGUACCUGGCGAGAGGCACGCUAUACCUUCUACGCGCCUCGAUGCAAACGCCGAAGGAAAGGGCAGACACGCUGAAGCAGGCGGCGAAGAGCUUCGACGAGGCGUAUAGGCUAUCUGGGCAGAAAAACAUCAUGGCCGUCCUCGGCAAGGCUAGGGUGCAGUUCUCGCUAGGCAGGUUUGCAGAGUCGCUGGCUUUGUAUCAGCAAGCACUGCAGUCUGCGCCGGACAUGCUGGAUCCGGACCCAAGAAUAGGCAUUGGCUGUUGUCUGUGGCAGCUGGAGCACAAAGACGCAGCUAGAGGAGCAUGGCAGCGGAGCUUGGACCUCAAGCCUGAUGAGAACAUUAUUGCCAAUGUGUUACUUGGCCUGUCGUAUCUGGAUGAAAGCAGUCAAUAUGCCAGCUCUGAUUCACAAUUCCGUUCACUAUACAGCAAGGCUAUGACGGUCCACACGCAGGCCGCUUUCAAGAUGGACGCCAUGCAUGCACUCACUUCUGCCACUCUCGGCGAGUACUUUCUGCGCCGACAGAACUGGGACAAUGUGGAGCGUCUCGGCCGAAGAGCGGUCGAGCAGACAGAUGUCGGUGCUAUAGCAUCUGACGGCUGGUAUCUGAUGGCAAGGAAGGAGCACUAUCUGGGCACCGAUCUGACCAAGGCCGCCGAACAUUACAACAAAGCGGACGUGGCACGUGGUGGCGACGAGAAAGGUUUCUUGCCUGCCAAGUUCGGUGGUGCACAGCUCAAGACGCUCAUGGGUGAUCUUGACGGUGCAAAGUUUAGGCUUGACAAGAUCAUCUCUGGGUCUAACGCUGCCACUGGCGGAGGACAGAAGAGUGUUGAAGCUAUGACUUUACUUGGCAUGUUGUAUGCUGAAGAAGUCUUUGCCAACCAAGCUGCAGCCGGCAAGGAAGAUAAGACUGUUGAGCAGAAGAAAGCGAUCGGCUUGCUGGAGCAAGUGAGAGUCAUCUGGAAAGAUCCGAAGCGGAAAGGGUCGCCCGAUGCAGCGGUGCUGCUGAAUCUGGCGCGCCUUUACGAGCAAGAGCAGCCGGAGAAAGCGUUGGCCUGCCUUCAGCAUGUCGAGCAAAUGGAGCUGGAUGACAUUGCUGAUGACGACGAGCGCUUACCUGACGAGAUCGGCGAGGCAACUGAGGAGCGAAGGGCCAAGAGGGAGCUGCUUAGUCCGCAGUUACUGAACAACAUCGGCUGCUUCCACUUUCAGGCGGACAGGUUUACCGAGGCGCGCGAGGACUUUCAGACCGCACUUAAUAGCUGCGUAAAGAUGGGUGAGCGCGACGCUAGCCUGGAUACGGAUGCGCUUGUCAGCACAAUCUCCUACAACCUGGCCCGGACUUACGAGGCGGAAGGCAUGAAUGAGGAGGCGAGGAGGAUCUACGAUGGUCUCCUCGAGCGGCACCCCAAUUACACUGACGCGAAUGCACGGCUGGCUUAUCUCAGCCUGAGUGCUGCGCCCGCUGAUGGUGCGGAAGCGAUCAAGCAGCUUAUGGAGUCUGAUCCUUCAAAUCUAGAGAGCAGGGCGCUGUAUGGGUGGUACCUCCACCGCAGCAAGAAGCGAACACACAAUCUACCGGAAGAUGUUGAGCAGAAACACUACAAAGACACGCUGCAGAAGUUCGAUAAGCACGACAUGUACUCUCUGGUCGGUAUGGGUAAUCUGCACCUUGCUGUCGCGCGUGAGAUGCGUAGAGAAACGGACCAGGACAAAGACCGCCGGAGCAAGACGUACAUGCGCGCUGUAGAGUUCUUCGACAAGGUGUUGACGCUUGACCCACGCAAUGCGUUCGCUGCGCAAGGCUUGGGCAUAGCCAUGGCGGAGGACAAGAAAGACACCAACGCCGCGAUUCAGAUCUUCAGCAAAGUGCGCGAGAGUCUGAAAGGCUUGAGCGGAAGCGUGCACCUCAACCUCGGGCAUGUGUUUGCAGAGAUGAGACAGUGGAGUCGAUCGAUCGAGAACUACGAGCUUGCGCUCAGCCGGUCGGCGAAAGAGCGCGCGGAUGGCAAGCCUGACCCUCAGAUCUUAGCAUGUCUCGGUAGAGUAUGGUUGAUGCGCGGGCGACAGGAGAAGAAGCUGGAAGCGUAUCAGACAAGCUUGGACCUGUCCAAACAGGCUUUGGAGCUCGCGCCGGAGAACGUCAGCUUCCGGUUCAACGUCGCCUUUGUGCAGAUCCAGCUGACGCAGCUGCUUAUCGGUCUGCCGGAGGCGCAGAAGUCGCUGCAAGAUGUGGAACAGGCGGGUCACGGCUUGGACGAUGCGAUUAAUGCGUUUAUUGAGAUCGCAAAGUCGCCCAAUCCGCCCUUCCCUCGUGGCGAUCUGGAGGCGCGUGCGAAUAUGGGGAGAAAUACUAUGAAGCGACAGCUGGCGGGCGCGAUGGAGAAGCAGGCCGAGUAUGAGCGGAAGAAUGCUUCGAGGCUUGAAGAGGCGCGCCGACGGCGCGAGGAGGAGAUCAAGAAGCGGGAGGACGACAAGCGGAAAGCGGAGGAAGCGGCUGAGGAGCAACGACGGAAGGUUAAGGAGGAGCGUGACCGGAUGGCGGAGGAGGAUCGGGAGAUGGUGCGUCGAAAACUUGAGGAAGAUCGAGCGAGGGAGGAGGCGGAGAUGACGGUUGAUGAGGAGACCGGGGAACGGAAGAAGCGGGAGCGGAAGCCAAGGGAGAAGAGACAGAAGCGCAAGAAGAAGAGGCGCAGUCGGGCCACGAGUGGUGAGCCGGGUACUGGUUCGGAGGCGGAGCCAGGUAGAAGGAAGAAGAGGCGAAAAUUGGAGCGGAAGGGGCAGGCGGUCAGGGCGAGCAAGUAUAAGUCUAAGGAGACGGUGGAGGAGUCGGAUGAGGAUGAGGAUGGUGAUGGGGCUGUGCCGGCGGAGGGGACGGAGGUGGGUGGGGACGGGGACGAGGAGGUGCCGAUGGAUGAGGCUAUGGGUGAGAAAUUGGAGGAGGAGCAGGAGGCGGCGGCGAGGCCGAUGCUGAGGAAGAAGGCGGCGAGGGUGCUUCAUGAUGAUGAGGAUGAGGAUGAGGAUGAGGAUGGUGCGGCAGCUGCUGAUGGGGAUGCGGCGAUGGAAGUAAAUGGUGUUGGUGAGCCUGAGGAUGAGUAG
Baudoinia panamericana UAMH 10762 is the source of this 3594-nucleotide messenger RNA. RefSeq lists its product as uncharacterized. Gene Ontology annotation, biological process: regulation of DNA-templated transcription. The record is from RefSeq and is a predicted model, not a curated record. The coding region runs from base 1 to 3594 and encodes 1197 amino acids. The transcript has 2 exons. Gene Ontology annotation, cellular component: Cdc73/Paf1 complex. Gene Ontology annotation, molecular function: RNA polymerase II complex binding. NCBI's taxonomy places the organism in Eukaryota, Fungi, Ascomycota, Dothideomycetes, Mycosphaerellales, Teratosphaeriaceae.